Drepanopeziza brunnea f. sp. 'multigermtubi' MB_m1 is the source of this 1614-nucleotide messenger RNA. The record is from RefSeq and is a predicted model, not a curated record. NCBI's taxonomy places the organism in Eukaryota, Fungi, Ascomycota, Leotiomycetes, Helotiales, Drepanopezizaceae.
AUGCGAAGAAGAGCCGCUCCUCUCGCCCUCGGCCUCGUUCUCGUUCCCGCUCCCGCUCCCACUCCUUCGCCACUAUCGAAAUCGAGAUCGAGAUCGAAAUUGGAAUUGGAAUUGGAAUUGACACCGAAACCGAGACGCGGAUACGCUGGUAUCUCUGCCGUCGCGGCCAAGGCUGGGAUUCCUCGGAGACGAUCAUCAUCUCACGGCGGGGGUCACGGGCACGGGAGGAUGGAAAGGGCGGAGAAGAUGGAAGAAAUGGAGGAAACGGAAAACGUGGCUGGGUUGGUGGAGUCUAUGGAGACGACUGGGAAAAGGGCUGGUGUUGGUGAGCGGGGGAAUAGGGGUGACCGAGGUGGGAAGAGAGGGAGGGGAGGAGGGAGAGGAGGAGGGAGAGGAGGAGGAGGAGGAGGAGGAGGAGGAGAGAAGAACAGAGAAGUGGCCGUCUCGAAAGCGCUUUCGAAACUGCUGAGGCACGCGGCUGAAGAGGCGGGUCUGAAGCUCGACGCUGAGGGCUUCGCGAGCGUGGAGCAAGUCAUGCAAUGGCCCCGCCUGCGAUCCCUCCAGGUCACAUUCGCCGACAUCCAAGCCGUCGUCUCCGACAACGCGAAGCAGCGCUUCUCCCUGAAGUGCAGCAAGCCGUCGUCGUCGUCGUCGUCGUCGUCGUCGUCAGCCGAUCCAGCCGACUGGCUGAUCCGCGCCAACCAAGGCCACAGCAUCGCCGCCGUCGCCUCGGCCGCCCUGCUGACGCCCAUCACGCUAGCCGCGGGUAACGUGCCCGACGUCGUGGUGCACGGCACGUACUUUGCGAGCUACGCGGCCAUCGUCGCGUCCGGCGGCCUGAAGCGCAUGGGCCGGAACCACAUCCACUUCAGUACGGGCCUGCCGUCGGGGGGCGACGGUGCUGCCGGUGCCGGUGCCGCCGUGGUGAGCGGGAUGCGGAGCGAUGCAGAGCUGCUGAUCUACGUCGAUAUCAAGCGGAGCCUGCAGGACGGCGCCGUGCUGUGGUGGAUGAGCGAGAACGGGGUCGUUCUCACGGAGGGAGACGCCGAGGGCGUGCUGCGGAUGGAGUAUUGGACGAAGGUUGAGGGGAGGAAGAAGGGUGUUGGUGUGCUCUGGGAGGAGGGGAAACAGGUCGCUGAGUUACCGGAGGAGGUCAAGGCGCGGAGAGCUCCGGCAGGGAAGGGCCCGAGGGGGCGAGGGCGAGGGCGAGGUAGUGGUAAUGGAGAGAGAGGAGGUACGCUUUCCCAGAGGGGGAGCGGCCGGAGUGGAAGAGGCUCUGGUGGUGGUGGUGGUGGUGGUGAAAAAGAAACCGUUGGUGAAGAAAGGGAAGCUCCCGAGAAAAGGAGACCAGAAAGCCUACCUACCUACCUACCUACCUACCUACCCACCUACGAGCCUGCACACAAUCCCACGCCAGCUGGCUCGGGCUCACCAGAACCAGAACCAGAACCAGAACCAGAACCAGAACCAGAACCAGAACCUCGCUCAGCUCAGCUCAGCUCAGAGUUACAUCCAUCUCCGCGUGAAUAUCCAUAUUCUAUCUCUAUCUCAAAUUCAAGUCACACUACACUCACAGCACUGCUCUACACUACACUACACUACAAUAUCACAUGA